AUUUCGUUGUACCCUGUACAAUGACAAUAAAGGCUAUUCUAUUCUAUUCUAUUCUAUUCUAUUCUAUCUCCACAUAGAUGUGGCCUAUAUCACACAUAUAAAAUAAAUAAAUGAAAGACUGCUGUGGUUGAAACUGGAAAAAAAGUAUUUCCAUCUCUGACCAACUCUGACCUUUGCCUUUGCUCAUGAGCUCUGGGCAGUUAGGAAAUAAAUAACUUUUAGCCUCUUAUGAUCCACCAGGUUUCUGGGCUUGGACUUCUACAGGGGGAUCUAAAAAUAGCAGACUAGAAGGAGUGCAGAAGUGCAGAAGGAGACGACCUUGAAGAUAAAUCAAAUUUUAAAAAGCUGAUCAUGGACUACGCUGAACGUAUCUUGACGCUUACCACAACCAUCAAAAAGAUGGUUGACACUGUGAAGUCCAAUAAGGAGUACUGCAGUCGGAUUGCAGACAGAGUCAAAGCUGUUGAAGGACUGGUUUUAAACAUCAGACAGAGGGAUCCAAGCCAAAUCUCUGAUACUGUCGAUGGAGCUCUGAGGGAACUCUACGUCAUCUUGAACUCUGCCAAGACUCUGAUGGCAAAAUUCUCUCAAACCAAGGCUGUUAAGGGUUUCUUUAAGUCUGGCAGCAUUGAAGAAAAGUUCAACGAGGUGAACCAAAGGCUCACAGAGAACUUCCAGGUCCUUUCUGGUGCUCUGCAGAUUGAGCACACCAACAUGCUGCAAAAGGUGUAUGAAGUUGUUUCAAGACAAAGUACUGAGGAAGAGGUUUGCAGUAUGAUGGCUAAUACUACUCUCACACCCCCUAUGUUUCCCCCUGCCCCGGUGUCAAGUCCUACAGUUCCUAUGCCUCAGCCUGCACAAGUGUCAAGUCCUACAGUUCCUAUGCCUCAGCCUGCACAAGUGCCACGUCCUUCAGCUCCUAUGCCUCAGCCUGCACAAAUGUCAAGUCCUACAGUUCCUAUGCUUCCCUUUGCCCCGAUGCCAAGUCCUACAGUUCCUAUGCCUCAGCCUGCACAAGUGUCAAGUCCUUCAGUUCCUAUGUUUCAGCCUGCUCCAGUGUCACACCCCCAACAUCCUCAGCUUCCUCCUACACCUAUUUCUAGCCCUACAAGUCCUAUAUUUUCAUCCAUACCAAUGUCUAACCCUACAGCUGCCAUGCCUGUCACCUAUGUUAUGUCCCCUAUGUCGGUGUCUACACCUUAUGUUAGACAGCCUGUCUACAAUACUACAACAUCCCGCUUUAUCAUCACCAACAACAUAGCCUCCAGACCUGUCAUGCAAGCCAUUUCUCAGGGGUCGGUCACUGGCAUCAGAACUGUUGCUCCAAUCACUCUUCCAGCUCAAAACAGGCCCAUUGUGUCAGCUUAUGUGGUCAAGAAUGCUUUUUUACGUUAAAACAAGACAAAAGUUUUGCUAAUGGAAUUUGCUUACAUUGAAUACAGUUAAGAUACUGCUUUCAAGAGUGCAGUCAGACUCAACUUAGGACCAUCUUGCUCAUCUUCACAUCAACCACAUGUCUCCUGGUUGGUUGCCCUUGUGAACACAAAGUUUGUGUAGCUGGCAGUCGGGGCUUCUGUGCCUGACAUGACCAUAUUAUGGUUAUUCUCUCUCACUGGUAUCCUAUGCAGCAAAGAAUAGAAAAAAACUGUGUGAAACUGAGUGUUUAAUUGAGCUUUGGACUUACAGGGAUUACUUGUACAUACCCAGAUCAACUUUUGAAUAUUUGGUCAUGUUUGAAAUGAAUAUCCACCAUUGGAAAAGGAUAUAUGACAGAAAACCUCCAGGCUCUUUGGACACAGCUUGCUAAUUAAGCUAGCUAGCAUGAGGUGAUUAUUGUGCCCUCCACCCUCUCAUUCACUGGAUCAUCCAGUGGUCACAUCUGACUGCAAAAAACAAAUAUACAAGCAGCCCAAGUACAAUCACUGAGGCUCUAGCUGACAUCAUGGUGUCCACAUCCAUCAUUUAUAUACAUUCUACGGUUACAACUUAAUAAGAUUAUUUUAUAUGACCUUGUGUAUAUUUAUGAUGUAUUUUGAGAUAUCCAGGAAGACUAGUAGCAACUACAUAAUAAACAAAGAUUACUGACUUUUUGGGGAAAAUAUCUUCUCAGAUUUUGGAAAGAAAAUGACUUCUGUAGUCUCUCCUGGAAGGUCUUCAGCGUGUAGCACAGUCAUGCUUGGUGACUGGGAAACAGUGAAUGUAACUUACAGUCUUGGAAAAUUCCUUCACCAACUGGUGACAUCCUACCCUCUUUGUUUUAAAUGUUUCACUAUUAACAAUAGUUUCUUUUUGAUAAUAAUGGAUGUUACAUUUGCAGUGUUUGAGCAUUUUUUUUGUUGCAUUUAUUCUGGUGGCUCCAUAGGAUAGUUUGCUGGUUUGCCAGACAAGCAAAGGACUCGUUAUUAAAGAUUGGGAGGAUUAUAAACCCCUUUGUCACAUACGGCAUCUGCUGCCAAAAAUCUGCCAAAUCAAAUAUGUGGAGCUACCCGCUGUAAAUAAGUGAGUGGGUGGAAGUAGCCUCUCUUCUUUUCUGUUGCAUUUGUUUUGCCAUUAGAUAUAUUUUGCUUUAUUAUUCUUGUGUAAUUUACAACUUGUUUUGCUGUGGGUCUAAUAAAUCAAGAAAUCUCCA
Messenger RNA from Oreochromis aureus, 2629 nucleotides. RefSeq names its product flocculation protein FLO11-like. The record is from RefSeq and is a predicted model, not a curated record. The transcript is spliced from 2 exons. NCBI's taxonomy places the organism in Eukaryota, Metazoa, Chordata, Actinopteri, Cichliformes, Cichlidae. The coding region runs from base 352 to 1395 and encodes 347 amino acids. Gene Ontology annotation, biological process: cell surface receptor signaling pathway.